CUAACGAAGAAGCAUGCUCUCUCUUUCUCUCUCUAGAAAGAAAGCGCUAGAGAGAGAUGGGACGCGAUUUCCAAGAGCGAGAAAGAGGAGAAUUCCCUGUUUUUUAUCGUGACUUGUACUUAUGACUUCUGUUCCCCAUAGAAUAUGAGCGCAAAAACUAGAGAGAGAGAAAGAGAGAGAGAGAGGAGGAAAAUGUUUUCGAUACAUGGAUUUUAGAGAGAGAGAGACGCUGCUUUGAGAAGCAAUAGGUAGAGAGAGAGGGUUCGUUUCCGGUUACCAGUGAUGUGAUGUGUUCCUGCUCCAUGUCGAGCUCUGUUGAAAAACUACUCGUCUUUGAUAGAUGGAAAGACAUAUCCUUGUUACCCACUCCGCCUAGAGAGAGAAAGAGAGAAGAGAGAGAGAGAGUUGUCCGUUACUCCAUAUGUUUGUUGCAGAGAGCGAGAGGUACGUAGAGAUUGAGAGAGAGAGAGAGAGAGAGCUGGCAUGGUAAGCAUAACCAAGCAAAUCCACAAGCGUCGCGUCUUUUGUUAGUAGAGAGAAAGUUAAACGGAUAUGUCUUCUGCUUCUUCUUUGAGGAGGGGAACAACUGCAAAACUAAAAUGGCACCCACCUGCGCCCCCAACCCCAAGAAUUCUCCACCUCCCUAGACGAACCAGAAAACCAAGGCCCUCUCCCCCCUCCUCUAAUAAAACCAGCAAACCCCAUCAUCAUAAUAUCGGGCCGAAAUGCAGAGGCAAACUAGAGACCCUCUUUGAUCAGGAGCGAGCCUUCUCAAGAACUGUACCCGUCGUGCUCCUGCAACCCGAACAGCAGUGUAGAGAGAGAGUGGAUGGGUGUAGAGAGAGAGAGGAGGAUUCGUGGAUUUUUCAGGCUGAGUUGUUGAGGGCGGAGUGUAACCUGCUGAGGAUGGAGAGGAGAGUUGCAGAGGAGAAGUGGUUGAGGCGCCGCUCCGACAUGGUCGAGGCUAUGCGCUCUGUUGUCCAUACCCUAAAUUUGGAGAGGAAGAAGCUCUGCAAAAACCCUAAUUUGCAGAUUGUUUUGCAUCAACAAGUUAGGGUUUUGCAGGACCAAAUCGAGGAGAUGCAGAGAGAUUCAGAGGAGAAGGAAGCGGAGGGCCAUGGCAAUUUUGAUCGCCGGACUUCAUUUCUCAGGCGAAAAAUCGCAGGAUUCCGGCCAAGCAACGCCGGAGAAGAUGAAGGUUUCAGGGAAAUUAGGGAAAUUGCGGAACAAAGCUUGAGCAUUACCCAUUGCUGCACCAGCGCUGACAACUCUGUUUCAGAUCCAUGCAAUCGCAUCUCAGAUAUUAUGGUGCUGCGGGAGAAAUUGGAAACGUUAUGGACAGGGAUGACAGAGAGCAGGAGGGCAAUUCAGUCAAAUAAUAAGGGGGUACGUAUGGAGAAGAAAGAAUGCUCAAAUAGGUGUAAGAGUAUGGUGCGGAAGGUUUUGGAGCACGUUCAGGCAGAGGCGGAGCAGUGGUGCGAGGUGCAGGAGGUGCUGGACCACGUACGUUUAGAGACGGAGGAGUUGCAGAGGUCGAGGGACUUCUGGGAGGACCGAGCCCUCGAGGCGAAUGAGAAGGUCGAGACCCUGCAGAUUGCGAUGCAUGAGUGGAGGCACAGAGCAAGAUCCUCAGAGAAGAAACUAUCGGAGUUGCGUAAACAAUUCUCAAGACUCCAACAAGAAAUGGAUGAAAAGAACAGCAUUGGCUCAUUGAAUCAAACCUUGACAGUCAAGACCGAGCGAACGAAAAUCAUUAGGCCCAACAAUGAUCCGCUCGAACUUGAAAAGGAAAACGAAUCUUCGAUCACUGACAAGAGGGUCUUAGUUUGCAGACUGAGAAAGGAGAAGAAAGGUAAGGGGACAAACCGCUCGCCUCUAAAAGAGAUUGGGAAUUCGUCGCCUCUGUUCAAGCCUAGAGGAGCAGUUUUCCCUAUUAACUUUUGAAGAAGGUAUAAUCCGACGGAGAAUAAUAAUAGUUUUGUAUUUUUCGAAAUAGUAGUCCAAAAAAAUUUAUUGGGGUUGAUCAGAAUCAGAGUUCUUUUUGUGUGAGACUGAAAGAUGAAUCUAUCUAAGGACAGAUAGUUUCUUACUUUCGGGUGCAAUACUUUUGAUAUGGACCUUUAUAUUAGUAAAUAUAUGGGAUUAUUUGCAAGGAAA
Molecule: messenger RNA, 2157 nt
Organism: Amborella trichopoda
Lineage: Eukaryota; Viridiplantae; Streptophyta; Magnoliopsida; Amborellales; Amborellaceae
Source: RefSeq, a predicted model, not a curated record